AUGGCAUCGUCAUCUGUAAACCAGCUUCCACGACCUCCAUAUGAUCCACAACUUGUCUCCCUCAUAGGAAAUGCACCGCCAUAUCCCCGAUCGAGGGACGAAGUGGUAGAAGGGCGACAAGUUCGCGCGAAAAAUAUGGCAUCUCUAGAAGCAUCUAUGCGCAACGACAAAGACCUCAUGUUUGAGGACCGUAGGAUCCCAGGACCAGCGUGUGAUAUCCCUCUAAUCAUCCUUCAAUCCAAUAAUCCCAAAACGCCAACUCGCCAGCGUCCUGCAGUUCUUUUCCUACAUGGGGGUGGCAUGGUGGUUGGCAAUGGCUUUCUCGGACUUGAAUUUUAUUGCCAGGUCGCAAAGGAGCUUGAUGCCGUAAUAAUAAGUGUUGAGUACCGUCUCGCCCCCGAGCAUCCCGCCCCGGCACCACAAGAUGACUGCUUCGCGGCAUUGAAAUGGGUAGCCGAGAAUGUAGCGGUGUUAGGCAUCGACGCAUCCCGUCUCAUGAUCGCGGGCGUCUCGGCAGGUGGCGGGCUAGCAGCCGGUGUAGCGCUGAAAGCCAGAGACGCCGGGGGGCCGAAGCUAUGCGCACAGCUGCUUACAUACCCCAUGCUUGACGACCGUGACAAGACAGUGUCCAAGAGGCAGUUCUUGAGGGAAGAAGGGUUGUAUGACAGUACCGAUAACAAUUUUGCAUGGUCAUGCGUUCUGGGCGACAAGCAGGGCAGUUCCGAAGGAGUAGAUUAUUACGUCGCACCCGCAAGGGCGACAGACCUAUCUGGUCUACCGCCUGCGUAUAUUGAUGUUGGCACAGCGGAUCCUUUCAGAGAUGAGGAUGUAGCAUACGCAACCAAGCUUUGCGAAUGCGGUGUCCAAACGGACUUGCACAUGUGGAGCGGUGGCUACCACGGCUUCGACAUAUUGGGGCUGCCUGUCGGGGCUGGGAUUGCUAAAGCAGCAAUCGAGACGAGAAUGGGAUGGGUUAGGAGAAUACUUUGCCAGGAGUAG
Colletotrichum truncatum is the source of this 999-nucleotide messenger RNA. RefSeq names its product alpha beta hydrolase fold-3 domain-containing protein. Gene Ontology annotation, molecular function: hydrolase activity. The record is from RefSeq and is a predicted model, not a curated record. NCBI's taxonomy places the organism in Eukaryota, Fungi, Ascomycota, Sordariomycetes, Glomerellales, Glomerellaceae.